AUGCAAUCGCGUCGAGGCCGAUGGCCUGCAGCUGCUUGGCUCGUUGUCCUGGUCCUUCUGGCUACGCUGACAGAAGCAGCAGUACGCGUCCAGUGUCCCAUUGGAACUCAGCUUCCUACCAUCGCUCGCUUCGGACAACCUUACUCGUGGGCUUUCGCUCCUAACACUUUCGUGGACUCCGAGUUGACGGCGCCGCUCCGCUACAACGCAACAGGAUUGCCUCCAUGGGCUAGCUUUGACCCUUCAAGUCGAUCAAUCUCAGGCACACCCCCUCCUCCGUCUUCCGAUUCAGCACGUAUUAACAACAAUGUUACAUUCACAGCGGAGAACCCUGAAACAGGAAGCACGGCGUCCACACAGUACCAGCUCGUGUCCAUGGGUGGUACUGGGCCAGUCGUCAACAAGCCACUCGCUGAACAACUACCGAACGUCACAACACUUGGAGCGAGAUCCAUUCUACCUUCCGGCGCUCAACGACUGCCUCUAGGAUGGUCUUUCUCGCUAGGCUUUCCUGGUGACACGUUCACCUCGGACAGUCAUCGCGUAUACCUCUCGGCAGCUCUUGAAGAUGGCUCUUCCUUGCCCAACUGGAUGCACCUGGACCAGACGGUCACUCUUUGGGGGCUGGCCCCUACUGAUGUUCGUACCGCUGGUAGCUUCUACACUGUGGUCGUAACUGCUAGCGAUGUUGCGGGCUAUGCAGGAGUCAACAGCUCAGUGCAGAUGGUCGUUAGUGGCGCACCCCUGAUUCAGGCUGCUCCAUUCCCCACCUUAAACGCGACAGCCGGACAGCCAUUCCAGGCACUGUUGCCGUUGGACAGAAUCUUGGACUCCAGGGGUCAGCCCGUGAACACCUCGCAGCUGCUUGUAGCGGCCAAUACAAGCUCCGUUGGUACUUGGCUCUCGUUUGACGAAUCAUCAAGGACCUUUUUAGGCACGCCUCCCUUCGAGCUGACCGCUGAUCAGAUCCUUCCAUUCACGGUGCCAAUCACCUUGACGAACGCAAGUAAUCGAGACGCUGUACCCGUACCUGCGUCAGCCAGCUUGGCCGUCUUCCCUUCGUCCUUCUCGGUUUCUUCAUUGCAUGAGGUGCAGGCGGCGCCUGGCAAUAUGUUUCAGAUCGAACUUGGCCAAUACAUUCGAAUGGGCCAGUCUUUCCCCUCAAUCACUCUCGAUCCACCUUCUGCAAGCGAGUGGAUUCAGUUUGAUCCGACUACUAUGAUCCUGUCGGGCAACCCACCCAAGAAGGGCGCGGAGCGUAUGCAAGUGCAGCUCUCGUUAGAAUCAAGCGGGCAGGGUAGUUACCGCAGUCAGUCAACGCGAAGCUUUGUGGUCGCUCUCUUAUCCUCCUCGACUUCUCCUACACCACUUCCAGCCCCAGGGCGUGGCAGUUCCCCACACAGCAAUAUCUCUUCAGCCUCUGCAUCACCAACAGCAGGCCUCGCUUCGGCCGAUGCUCCCUCAGGCUCAGGCGCAGGAGGGCUGAGCAGCAAAGCCAAGUUUGCGCUUGCAGCGUCCUUAGGUGGCGUAGGUGGUCUCAUCAUGCUGAUUCUGCUCAUGGUUUGCUGUCGACGCUACUGUGCCGCAGAAGACCUUCACUUCCGUGGUGCUCAUCCAGAUGACUGUCUUUUAGUCUGCGAAAAGUCGCAUGCAGGCGAUGACGAUCGAACUCUGGCCGACGAGCGAUCUCCAAGAUUCGGAUGGGCCAGCCUUGGACCAGAUAAUAAGAAGCUGGGUAAGGGCAAGAAGGAAGCGGACGAACACAGUCCUUACCUGGACCCCUACACUGCUGUCGGUGGAGAUGCGGCUUACUCGGCUGAUCGAUCCCCCUUCUCGGACGCUAUGACGUUGGCACCCUCAGAUGAAGGGCAUGGACAUCACUUUUUGGACGCCAACCUGCGUCAGGUAGUCACAACGAUGGCAGACAUUGCUUCCAGAAACGCACCUGCCUUUGCCCCUGAGCCGGCUUUCACGAUCACCAACCCUUCUCCGAUGGCCGCAGAGAAGCCGAGGCGCAGCUCUGUGCUCAACCUGUUCAGCAGGACGCCGAAGGCCACGAAAUGGAAUCGCUCCAUCAACAGUCUUGCGAAUGCUGGGCCCGCUACUCAGCCAUACCAGUGCGGGAACAGCGAGCAAGGCAUUCAUUAUGGAAAAGACAUGCUUGAAGCACAGACAGACAUCGCUCGCCCAGUCUCGAUCGGUCUCGGGCUUCAAGGCAUGUUGGGAGGACGUGACAUGUCGCAAAUGACUACCUCCAAGAGUCUCGCAGCUCGCAGCAGCUGGGCGUCUAACCUCUUCUACGACGACACAAUGGAACGAGGCAUCAGCACAGGAGCCGAGCCCACCACUCCUGAACGAACCCGCAGCGCCGCCGCACUGCGAACCGAGACCUUGAGCCUUGAUUCCCCUCUCGAAGUUCCCGUUCGCCGAACGCUCAUCUCUGCGCCGAUGCGUCACAGGAACGCACACAUCAGCACAUCACCCGCCUUCGACCUCACUACUGGCUUCGAAAGCUCUCCUGAGCGUGAUAGUGAACCAGCAAGGAACCCACUGAGGGAUCCUCGACACUCGAAUGCUACUGCAAGCUUGGACCAUAGCCGCACCCGCCAGGGAGCUGGUGGGUCGGUCGACUUUGAUGAUGCAGUUGUUGGCUACGCUCGCAAGGUCAGCGUCGAGGCUUCCGGUACCAUGCCUCCUCCGCAGAAGGUGAGCAUCCAGCAAGGACAGCGAAAUCUUUCGCAGCAUCUGGGGAACUACAUGCACCAAUCGGUACGAGGCGGUUCCAUGAACACCAACGCAAGCGGCUCUGCAUCUCACGCAGCAGAUGAGGACGACCCGUUCGAAGAUGCUAAAGAUGACCCCUCUGUCGCUGAGGUCAUGCGUGCUACGGUGGGGGAUACAAAGAGAAACUUUGCCGCUAGUUACGUGCCUGCCCUUGCCGGUGCAGAGGCGUCAGCUGUUCGAUACACUGAUAGUAAACGAAGAUCGAUGAAGCCUGCCGCUGCAACAGCGGAUACGCCAAGUCGAGCUGUGGAGGCUAUCCGCAGGAACAGCGAUGACGAUGAGGGACAACCCACCUCGACAGGUCCUGCACCUGCUACUCCCGUUGUUCCUGGUGCCCCUAGCCGCAUGGCCUCUGUCGCAGGCAGCGACAACCCCGGCACACCUGUUCGAUGCAACAGAACAUCAGCAGUCGCAGGCUCCGGCGAUGCUGGUACCACCUCAAUUGCUGCUAGCCGACCCUGGUCUGCUACCUCCACGGCCUCUCGUGGAGGCAACGCCUUCCAAACCCCUCAAUCGACCACCACACCCUCACGCGCCUGUCCUACCCACAACCCUUCCUCCUCCAUCUCUCACCGCCGCAGCGACUCGUCCACACGCUCCGGCGAACCCCCCAUGGGCGGCUCCACACCCUGGUCACGUAUCCGCUCGCACAACGUAACAGUCCGGCCAGGCGAGCUAAUCCGCGUCUCUGCGCUUGCCGGAACCGCUGCCCCACCCAUGGUAGGCGGAGCUCCCGGUUCCCCCGGCAAACGAUCUGGACGCAAGCUCAGCUACCACCCUGUCCUACAGGACGAAAGGUACUUUGAGUACUACAACACCUGGCCCGAGUUCCUUCACUGGUUGCAAUGGGAUGACCGAAUGCAGGAGCUGUCAGGUACAGUUCCACCUAAGUUCGGUCCCACACCGCUCAAUUUGAAGCUUGCAAUCUUGGCGAGACCGAUUGGUAGUGGUGGUGCGGGAGCGCCACCUAGUCCCAGCCCUAAUUCCAGCCCGACUAAGUUUCACACGAGAACGAGCUAUGGACAUGCUAGAAACGGCUCUAAUGCUUCGAAUGCUUCUAUGAAUGUCGGUGGCGAAGAGGAAGUAGCGGCAAUUGUCGUGCUUACUAUUCAGAAGCUUGCUCCGACUACACCUGGUGCGGGGGCGAAAUACAUCUAG
Ustilago hordei is the source of this 3942-nucleotide messenger RNA. RefSeq lists its product as uncharacterized. Gene Ontology annotation, molecular function: calcium ion binding. Lineage: Eukaryota; Fungi; Basidiomycota; Ustilaginomycetes; Ustilaginales; Ustilaginaceae. The transcript is spliced from 2 exons. The record is from RefSeq and is a predicted model, not a curated record. Gene Ontology annotation, cellular component: membrane. Bases 1 to 3942 code for a protein of 1313 amino acids.